Messenger RNA from Pantherophis guttatus, 6480 nucleotides. RefSeq names its product mohawk homeobox (gene MKX). Gene Ontology annotation, biological process: cell development; regulation of transcription by RNA polymerase II; muscle organ development. Lineage: Eukaryota; Metazoa; Chordata; Lepidosauria; Squamata; Colubridae. Gene Ontology annotation, cellular component: nucleus. Gene Ontology annotation, molecular function: RNA polymerase II cis-regulatory region sequence-specific DNA binding; DNA-binding transcription factor activity, RNA polymerase II-specific. The record is from RefSeq and is a predicted model, not a curated record.
GAUAUACUGUACAUUAAAUAAUACAGUAUCUAAUUUAGUGGAGCUGCUGAAUUCAGUCAGUGGUGAUCCAUAUGCUGCUUAUCUGCUGAUUGGUCAAGGACAAUCCUGUACUUCGAACCAACUUUCCCACCCACCAGUGGACUCAGUAGAAACAAUUUAAGAACAACUUUUGAAGGAAGUAAAGGUUUCUCAGUUAAACUCAUCCACCCCCCACCCCACCAGGUCCCUGAAGUCUAAUACUUUUAUUUCCUCUGCCUCCUAUCCCAUCUUUUGGAACAUGAUGAUUUGUCAUCAUUUCUGCAACAUGGUUUAAGCCUGCAUUUCAGCCAGGCUUUGCAGACAUGAAAGUCCAACAUAUCUGGAGCACACAAAGUUGGGGAAUGUUGAUUUAAACUUUAGUUGGGAGAACUUGUAUUCAUGUUAUGACAGCAUAUGUUGUUCAGUAAAUCCAGUAUAAGCAAGUGUGUGUCGGCCUAUCAUACACAGUCAUACUCAAAAUACCUUUAUAUUUUGGAGGACAUAUUUAGGAAUACAGUGAUGGUGUCCUUGUCGAAUAGACUUAUGAAUGAACAAAUAAUUGGGUGGAAAGACAGAUCUCUGCUGCCCACCUCCUUAACAGGUGAAGAUCAGUUAAAAGUGACCCUUUGGUGUUGCUAAAUGACUGAGUCCUUGAAUCACUUUUGGUUGUUUCAAUCUCCCUUCAUUCCAUCUCCAAAAUGAGCAAAAUGUGCUACUUUCUCCAAGGUUUCCAAUGGACUCACAAAUCAGUGUAAAGUAUAUAGAAACAAGUUACAACUUGAAGAGUUCACUAGCUUCCUCCAUAAAUCUAUGUAUUUAAUUGGUUCUGAUUUAGCUCUUUUGAGCUGAAAGAAGCCAGGAUCUUGGGAACAGGUAGCAUUAAACUGAAUAAGGUUACUUCGGAGUGGCCAUGUACUGUUAGGCAUCCAGUAGCUGGGCAAUCACCUCCUGCAAACCUUUCCAGAUUGGGUCUCUCCCAGACUGCAGCUUUUAGGAUUCCCAUAUUAUGUUGCUCUUCAUCUUUUAGAAUGCCUGAGGAUUAUGGGCCCUUGUGCCCAAGGCGAUCUGGAAGGUAGUAGGUCGGGAAGGCUACAGCGACACAGUGAAGUAUCUCCCGUCUCUCCUUCAGCUUUUUGAACCUCCUGGCAGAUAAAUCUAUGUACCAGAAGGAUCAUGAUUAAUUUUCUUUUCGGCCUUUGUCCGCCUUGGACAAGACAGGAGUCGCCUCAGGGCAUCCAAGAACCGCGAUCCUCCGCCGUGAAAGGAUCGGUCGGUCCACGAUCCCGCCGCGCUCUCCACCUCGCCUCGGUCCCUCCCUGUCCUUUUGACAGACACCGCCGGGGGCUUCGCAGACCGCCGCGGCCCCGGAAGCUGGAUACGACAAUGUUACGAUGUUCGCAGACUGAGCUAGCCAAAGGGGAAACAUGAGAAGACGCGGCUAUUCACGUUCCCGGGCUAGGGCGCUCCGGUCUGGACAAUAAAGACGAGCAGCCUCCGCCGCCGCGGGGCGAGAACUCUCGCGAGCGGUGUGCGUGCCGAAAGCGUGUGGCGGGAGCUGGGAUGGGAGAAGGGAAGAGCGGAGCCAAGCAAACCAACGAACAAGCACGCAGUCAGACCGAAUCCCGGCCCCGCAGCAAUCGCAGCUCCCAACAGCCGCCAGCGCGCGCCUGUCCCCGCUGACCGGAACUGCCUGCCCGCACCCAGCCGGCCUGCUCUCUCCUGAAGGACGUUGCCACCCGCCAGCCAUGAACACCAUCGUCUUCAACAAGCUGAGUGGCCAAGUGCUCUUCGAAGAAAGUGCCAAGGAGCACGAGAGAAACAGCAGCCGGCCUUACGGGCCAGUCUUAGAGGUCACCCCUCGCCCGGAGGUCCUCCUGCCCGACCGUCCUCCCAAUAAAGACAACCUCACGGUUCGCCAUAAGAAGACUGGCGCCCGGCAGAACAGUGGGAAGGUGAGACACAAGCGCCAGGCUCUGCAGGAUAUGGCACGACCAUUGAAGCAGUGGUUGUAUAAGCACCGGGAUAAUCCCUACCCAACUAAGACAGAGAAGAUCUUGCUGGCUCUUGGCUCCCAGAUGACUCUGGUCCAGGUGUCUAAUUGGUUUGCCAAUGCAAGGCGGCGUCUUAAAAAUACUGUCCGCCAACCGGAUCUCAGCUGGGCUUUACGAAUAAAACUAUACAAUAAGUAUGUUCAAGGAAAUGCUGAGCGGCUUAGCGUAAGCAGUGAUGAUUCAUGUUCUGAAGAUGUUGAAAACCCUCCCCGAAAUGAAGGAGAAUACAACACCCAGGUUCACCAUGCUGUGAUUAAAACAGAAAAUCCUGUCAUAAAAUCUGGAGCAAAACCAGAAGGAAGUGCCAGUGAGGAUUAUGUAGCCCCUCCUAAAUACAAAAGCAGCUUAUUAAAUCGCUACCUGAAUGAUUCGGUGACACAUGUCAUGACCACAGAUGCAGACCUGAUGGAAAAAACAAGACAAAGGAAUCAUUCUGGAUCAUUCAGUUCUAAUGAGUUUGAAGAAGAACUGGUGUCGCCAUCCUCCUCUGAGACUGAUGGAACUUUUGUCUACCGGACAGAAACUCUGGAGAAUGGACCUAACAAGCGUGAAAGUGCAGUGAACAGGAAAAUAUCAAGCAAAGACGAGACGUAUUGGAAGGAGAUCAAUGCAGCAAUGGCCUUAACCAAUCUUGCCCAGGGAAAGGACAAACUGCAGGGUACAACCAGCUGCAUCAUUCAGAAAUCUUCACACAUAUCAGAAGUGAAGACUGUCAAAGUUCCACUGGUGCCAAUGCCAUUUUAAGAGAAAAAGUGAUUUACUUAACUUUCUCUGUGUGGAUUUUUUUUCAUGCUGUUCGUUUUCUUGUAAGAUCACAAAAGAUCUAGAAUAGGGCUUGAAGCUCCUAUUGUAGUCUGUGACAGUAAGGACGAAUAAGAAUAAGUGUAGCUCAUCGGAAAGGUCUCACCAGCAAGCACUAGCAAAAUGAUCCUGAGGAGGUUGUGUGGUUCUCGUUCAUUUUCUUGUUUGUGAUGUAAAAGCUAUUCCCAAUUAAUUGUGUUCUGUUAUGGUACAGUGAUCAAGAAAUAUUCUCUCAGGCUAAAUAGUUUGUUUCUUAAAUAACUUGUCAAAUAUGGAGGGACAUUCCCUGCUUUUUUCUUUUUAAGUCAAAUUAUUAACUUAUUUUAUUGUAUUAAUCAAGCUGCACAUUAACCAUCUGCAUUGCUAUAACAAUAAGUGCCUUGCUUUCUUACAGUAAGCUACAACGUGGGCAUAGCUUUAGACAUCUGUGCCUCAAAAUGUCAAUAACCCAACACUUAACCUUGCAUGUAGUUCCAAGUGCAUCCUGACCGUUCGAAGCUGACGUCAGAAAGCAUAUUAAUAAUGUUAUAAAAGCCCUCAAACUUUUGAUUUAUUUGAAUUAGAGACCCAGCAAUAUCUAAAGUGAAAUUGCUAUAUUUUACCAUGAAAGAAAAAUUGAUUGAUACCAAGCAAUACUCUGCUUUGCUCAAGUGAAAUCAAAUUGCUAUGUUUUGUUACCCAUAGAAUUAUUUUGAUAAGUGCAAUAUUAUGGCUUCAAGAGCUUGAGAUCCAGAUUUAAAAAAGAAAUAAACUUCAUUCGUUUUAAGAAGAGCUCGAACAGCAAGGACAUUUAUAGAAGAUGUGAAGCAGCCUCUCUUUGAGGUGCUUUGCAGUCUGGAUGUUGUUGUCUCUCAAAACGAUUUUAAAAUACAGUGCCUCUCCUCCGGCUGACUGCUGUUUUGGCUCUUAUUAUUGUUGAGUGUGAGAGCAAGAUAGCAGCUCACAGAGAAAUUAAAUCUCACCUAUGAAAAUGUUCCUCUUCUUAGCUUUAUAUAGUGCUUAAUUUUUUUUUACAUGAAAACGUAUCCUUUGACAGCUUAAGUUGUUCUUGUUGCAGCAAAGCUAUCAAUAAAUCCAAUGUAGAUCCCUUCCUUUUAAAGUCUCCUUUAGAUUUAUUGAAACUGUUAUGUAAGUAAACAAAGCAGCUCACUUUUUUUGGUACCAAGUCAAUCUAUGCUUCAGUUUAUUAUUUACAUUGGAGCUCUGUAACUUUCCACGACGGAAACCGUUAUUGCCUUAAUGCAUCCAAAAUGUUUUUUAUUUUGGUAUGGAAUGUAUCAAAUGAAGGCAAUCCCCAUUUCAAUGAAGGAAAAAUGGCAUAAUGAAAUCUAUAUAUUAUAUAAAGUGAAAAGCCUGAAUUAAAAACAUGUGGGGUACACAGCAGACAAACAAUUGUGGCACUGACUCAAUUUAAAGUUAAAAUAGAUGCUAAAUUAGGCAUUAAAAACAACAUUUUAAACCUCUAGAUUUGACUGCCAUUGAGUCAAGUGAAUUGUAUAAAAUAGUUUUUAUGGAGGUAUAUCAAAUUUUUCUUCAACCAUCCAAAAAUGUUCUAAUCAGGUUCCCUCCCCUAUGUAAACAACAGUAAAGCCCCAAAUAGUUUAUAUUGAGUGGUAAAAGAAAAUUAGAGAAAAAAGUUGAUUGCUAGAAUUUAGUUUAGCAAGGUUGAAACCAAGCUUAUUUUCCUUUAAUUGCUUGAAUGUUACAUUUGAAUAACAAUAUCCAGACUAAAUUGUAAACCUAGUUUUGAGAAAAUAUCAUUUAACCUCCAAUCUUGUUUUUCUCCCCAGCCCAGUUAUAGCCAAUGAAAGGGAAAAAAGGAAAAAUCAGUAUAUGUUAGCUGAUAUGGACAAGGCAGAAUCGCUGUAUAAUUCCUCAUGUCUCACCUGAUAGCAAUAGCAAUAACACCUAGACUUAUAUACCGCUUCACAGUGUUUUACAGCCCUCUCUAAGCGGUUUACAGAGUCAGCAUAUUGCCCCCAACAAUCUGGGUCCUGGAAUGGAAUUCUCUCUCUACAAGGAGUGGGUGACAUGUACCCCAUGCAGUCUUUAAAUCUUUUUGGGCAGUAUUUAAAUCCCUCUUGACCAUAAUUGCCAAAAAUGCAAAGCAUCCUUCCCACCCCUUCCAAAUGUAAAAAACAUGAAAAUGGUAAUAUAAUUCCUAAUAUAGAAAUAUCCCAUCGAAAAGAACAAGGGACAGCCCUUCCCUCCUAUUCUGCCCUGACCAUUUGAUGGUCAGGGCAUGGUUCCAUCAUGUGGCAAUCAUGUUGUGACCCCUUCAACACUGAGGUCCUUAGACUCCCUGAAAUGUUCAAUAUCCACCAGAAUGUUGCCUACUUUUACCUGAUACUGUCAGGUUUAUAUAUCCACAAGGUGUUCUUUGUUUACAGAACUCCCAGCAGAAGAGCAGAUAAGAAUGAAUUAAGACCUUUACAUGUUCAUAUAGUCUGCACAGAAUUCUUUUAAGACUGUAUUGCUAGUUUUCUGGACUCUUUGCAGUAUAACCAAUCAAAGUAAGCCAGAUUUCAGUAUUAAAUCUAAAGUGGAUUGCAAAAUCAACCAGGUUUCGGUCUUAAUCCUAAACUCCAUUGGGAAGGUUAGGUAACCUUGUGGAUAAUUCAAAUCUUUCUGUUUUAAACAAAACCUAUCACAUCUCUAAAUCGACCACUUCUAAUUUCAUGAGCGCGGAGGGCAUUAUGUAGGGUUCCUUAUAUGGGGAAGAUAAGUGGGGAUUAAAUUGUGCAAAAUUUCCAAAAGAAGCUUUCUAAAGCAGGGGUCUCCAACCUUGGCAACUUUAAGACUUGUGGACUUCAACUCCCAGAAUUCCUCAGCCAGCAAAGCUGCCAAGGUUGGAGACCCCUGUUCUAAAGCAUGUAGCCAUCCUGUACAUGUGGAAGCAGUGGAUAUAGGCUACAGAAGAUUUACCCCCAUUGCGUUCCCUCUACGUAGAGGGAAGUUCCUAGAAAUGCAAGAGGGACAGGGGAACCAACCCUUGAUGAAGCUAACUUUCAGGUAUGCAGGUUGAUCUUCAAGUGUAGCCAGUUCCAAUUGCACUAAUAUAAAGUAGCAGGUAUCUGCCUUGAUGUAACUUGUAGAAUGCAUCUUGAUGUAUCAUAGCAUUUUGUGAUGAUGGUUAUUUCUAAACUGUAUAGUUAAAGUGAUUUGAUAUGAAAAAUAUAUAUAUUUUGUACACAAAUAUAUAUAUAUAUUUACUUUUUUAGGGAGUGUUUUCAUUGACAUGAAAAAAGCAGGAAAUAUACUGUAUGUUAUGACUGUAUGAACAGCAGAAGUUUACUUUUGAAUGAUUUACAUCAUUAUGCAAAAGAGAUUUCCCCACAUUUAUGGCCUUGACAACCAACCUACUGGAUUUCCUCAUAACAAUGUGAGUUUUUAAAAUAAAAACAGAGAGUAAGCGCUUCGCUUUAGUUCAUACUAUUGUAAAUUAUUCUGCUAUUAACUAUUUUGUGAAAAUAAAUUGUGUUGCCAAACUUUUCUGUAAGAUGUUUUCAGUUUUGUUUUGUUUAAAAAAUUCAAGUGAAUAACAGUAUCAACAAAAUUACUAAUAUGUGGAAGGAACAACCCAAAGAAUAAAUGUUACUAUACAAAAUAA